This is a messenger RNA of Aspergillus japonicus CBS 114.51, 595 nucleotides long. RefSeq lists its product as uncharacterized. The transcript is spliced from 2 exons. The annotation marks the transcript as partial. Lineage: Eukaryota; Fungi; Ascomycota; Eurotiomycetes; Eurotiales; Aspergillaceae. The record is from RefSeq and is a predicted model, not a curated record.
CCAUGCACAGCGGAAGACUAAGGAAAGCUUAUGUGAACCAGAGACGAUUAUGCAGGGAUUUAUCGAAGAAGCUUCAACGUUCAAUAGCAUUGCCACUAUUGGGUCUGCAGGGACCCCUCCCCCUGCCCCCCCUUUCUUGCAACCCUCGUGGGACCCCCCCUCCCCCCCAGCUUGCCUCUCCUCGCGGUGAUCAAGCUAAAACAAUCUAUAUGCAAGUCUAUCUAUCUGUUAUUGCCCCUCCCCCCUCCCCUUUGGUCCACUUUUGGAGUAUUGAUCCAAGAUCAUCGCUGCACCCCAGUAUCGUGGGGCGAGAGGGGUGGAAGAGGGGAGAUUCAGAUCGGGAGAUCGAUCAAGAUAAUCGACAACGCCACCCGCAAGUCUAUUCCUUGGGUUGGGCUCACUGCAGUGCAAGCCAACCGAUAUCGAGGAAUGGAUUAUCCCUCUUCUCCCGAAAGAAAUUCUCCGCAAGGGCACGUACCCACCGUAUCAAUCAAUUCACCACUCCCCCCCCCCCUUCUUUCCCUUUGGUCGUGCAAUAAUACCCCUGCAACAGCCUGUAAGAUAGGGUCUUAAACCCUAAGCUGUAGUUAUCAAU